AUGGAAUCCUUACCUUUGCCCUUCUACCCAGUGCUAGCUGCCGGUGUAGCGGCAUGUGUCGCAUACCUCUUCUACCUCGCCGUGCUUGAGCCGCAAUGGAACCCACUACGGAGGCUCCCCGGGCCCCCAGUCCGCAGUUUCUUUGGGAAUCAUAUGGGUCUUGUCCUUGACCCAUCCAGAUCACCCAGAGUCCAUGAAGCAUUUGUAAAGCAUUAUGGACGCAACCUGCGCAUUCGCGGUUUCCUGCCAUGGGACCAACGUCUAUUCACGCUCGACCCCGUCUCCCUUGCGCACAUACUCAAACACUCGACUACUUACGAGAAGCCAUGGCAAUCGCGCGCUCUCAUUUCGAGCCUCAUAGGGGUCGGCAUGCUCGCCGCCGAGGGCCACAUGCACAAGCGCCAGCGCCGGGUAUCAACGCCUGCGUUCUCAGUGCAGAACAUGCGCGCAUUAGUCCCUGUUACCUUCCAGAAAGGCGUCGAGCUGAGGGAUAGGUGGCUGGCGCUCAUUGCUGAAGUCCGGAGUGGGGCAGAAGCGGGGACACAGGGCGCGAGACUGGAUGUGUGCCACUGGGUCUCUCGUGCUACGUUUGAUGUUAUCGGACUCGCAGGCUUUGACUACGAAUUCAACGCUAUUCAUGACGAGUCGAAUGAGCUCUUCGCCGCAUACAAGGAGAUGUUUGAGAUUGCUGUCUCCCAGCAAGGAGGAGGUCUUUGGGAGCUGGCCAUCGUAUAUGCGCCAAUUCUGGAUAGAUUUGCUCCCGGUCCACGCUAUGCUGUUGUGAAGAAGUCUCAGGAGGUCAUCAAAAGAGUCGCUGGUCGUCUCAUUCAAGAGAAGAAGCGCAAGAUCGAGGAAGCCGAGAAAGCCGGAAGUAUCUACGGGGGCAAGGAUCUCCUAAGCGCCCUUCUACGCUCGAACGCUGCUGCUGAUCUCCCGCCGGAUCAGCGGAUCUCGGAUGAAGACAUUCUGCACAACAUCAACACGUUUAUGUUCGCCGGCUCUGACACGAGCUCGCUCUCCGUCACCUGGAUCCUCUACCUCCUCUCCGUCUACCCGGACGUGCAGACUCGACUCCGUGCCGAGCUUCUCUCUAUCGCCCCUACAGUCCCCCUCGAGUCCCUCACGCAAGACGAGAUUGCGUCGCUCUACACGAAGAUCGCCGAGCUUCCAUACCUCGAAAAUAUCAUUCGCGAGACGCUCAGGCUUAUCCCCCCGGUACACUCAUCUAUCCGUGUUGCGACGCAGGACGAUGUCGUCCCGACGUCGACUCUGGUGAAGCUCAGCACUCCCGAUGGGGGAUACGAGGAGGCGGACAGCUUCUUGAUGCCCAAGGGCAGCUGCGUGCACGUCCCGAUCGAGGCGUUCAACCUCGAUCGGGAGGUCUGGGGGCCUGACGGGUGGCAGUUCAAGCCCGAUCGGUGGGACAACCUGCCCGAGGCGGUGAAGGCGCAGCCAGGGUUGUACAACAACAUCCUUACGUUCUCCGCGGGUCCUAGGUCAUGCAUCGGGGUAAAGUUUUCGAUAAUCGAGAUCAAGAUGUUUAUGUUUAUUCUCGUCACGAACUUCAAAUUCGCGGAAUGCGACAAGGUCGGGAAGGCUAACGUUGUGCUGACACGCCCUUAUAUCAUGGGCAAGCAUCGGGAGGGCAGUCAAUGUCCUUUGCUUGUUAUCCCUUACACCCCAGAGACGCCCGCCUGA
Dichomitus squalens LYAD-421 SS1 is the source of this 1698-nucleotide messenger RNA. RefSeq names its product cytochrome-450 hydroxylase. The record is from RefSeq and is a predicted model, not a curated record. Bases 1 to 1698 code for a protein of 565 amino acids. Lineage: Eukaryota; Fungi; Basidiomycota; Agaricomycetes; Polyporales; Polyporaceae. The transcript is spliced from 9 exons. Gene Ontology annotation, molecular function: oxidoreductase activity, acting on paired donors, with incorporation or reduction of molecular oxygen; monooxygenase activity; heme binding.